Messenger RNA from Rotaria sp. Silwood1, 558 nucleotides. The record is from the annotation of a GenBank genome assembly. Lineage: Eukaryota; Metazoa; Rotifera; Eurotatoria; Philodinida; Philodinidae.
AUGAAAAUGCAACAAUCUCUAUUAUUAGUAUCACCACAAAUGCAACAAUUAACUAAAUAUCCAAUAAAAGUUUCAUUUGUUAUUCAUCCAGAUAGAACAGAUACGUAUGAUGCAGUUCAACUGCAAAUCUAUUCACUUGGACAACAAGAAGGAAUCGCUACGAAGAAACCAGUAUCAACAACAGUUGGACCAGCGAAAAUAGAAGUUGAUGUUAUAAUUGGAAGUUCAUCAUCAGAAAAUCUAAAACAAAUUUUACUAGAAGCUGAAGGAAAAGAAGUUGAAAAUGCUUAUGACGAAGAAGCUAAAAAUAAUCCACCCUCAUCAAUUAUUUCAACUCUAUCAGGUCAAUUACCUGGCAAACGAAUAUUUUUCCUUAAAUGGGAACCUAAUACAAAUCCUGAAACUCUUAAACAAUCAAUAAUUGAUCUCAUAUGGAAUGUUAUUCAAAAUACUACUUCAUAUAAAUUUACUUCAAUUGCAUUUCUAGCUAUUGGAUGUGGAGAACAUGCCUGUCCUGUUCAUAUUGUUGUUAAAACAAUGGUUAAAGAAAUGAAAUAA